This is a messenger RNA of Haemonchus placei, 609 nucleotides long. Lineage: Eukaryota; Metazoa; Nematoda; Chromadorea; Rhabditida; Trichostrongylidae. The record is from the annotation of a GenBank genome assembly.
AUGUGGAUGGCUCUGGCGAAUGCGACACAAUCGUUGGUUCUGGUGGGCACGACAUCAGCUGCCGUACUCUUUUGUGGUUCCUAUGCUGAAGAGGAGGAAGAAAACGUGACUGAACCGCGAGUGGAUAUCGCUGAAGCAGCGUCUCAGGAAGCAACGUCUCCCGAUGCAGCGCUUGGGAGCCCUGGAAGCGAUAGCGCUGAAGGUUCAAUGUUGUCGAGCAAAUCCAUAGAAUUCUCCACUGAUCAUCCCGAUUUGAAGUUCGUCCUUCAGUAUGAAGGGGAACUACUAUCGGAAGACUUUUACGUUCACCUAAGCGGUGUUGCCUCUUCAGCAGCUCAGUACGUUUGGAGUGUGAAAAAAAGGCUGAUAGCCAAUUCGGCCGCGUGGAAAGAUCUCGCCAAACGGAUAACUACUCUUCAGACUGAGGGAUUCGACGUGAAACCUGGUUCAGAUGAAGCAAAAGUACGAAGAUUGAUGGCAUCUCAGAGACGUAAUAAGCCAGGAUUAUUAGAUCAAUUCGAUAAGAAAAAGAAAAAGAAAAAGGUAUGCACAGUGUCCGGGAAGGACUCGGGACGAUCGUUCUUCAAGUUUCCUUCUCUCUCCUUUUAA